AUGGACCAACUUUUACUUCCGAGGAUCUCCUGCCUGGGGCUUGUGUAUCCACCUUGGUAUUUCGCUUUCAGUGACCCAUCCUACACAUUUCUUUUCUCUACUACCUCUAACCAGCACCUCUGUGUUUCAGAUUACCCAACUGACACAAUGUCACAGACUACGGUUCAGCGGUUACAGCAAGGCAGUGUUGUACUGACCGAUUUGGAUGGCCUCUUGGUCAAUGCGGAGAAUUUCAAUCAAGUGUUCAUCCAGCGCAUUGAUGCAGAAUGGAUGACCUCUACCAUAAAUCGCGUGGUGAAAAGCGAGCUCCACUUGCACAAACUCGUCCAAGUGCUUAUCAAAUACGUCGUGUCUGAAAUCCAUCCGGAUUGGAGCUACCACGCGCUUGCUUGGCUCACUCACCUAUUUGAAUCCCCUGUUGUGCCGCGUUUCCCUAUGACAGCUACUCUACGCAAGUCUUGUGGUCCCCUAUUGUCAUACGCAGCGGAGAUGUCCGGACUACGUGACCUCUAUUCUCAAGCAGCGCUAAGGGCAACUGUCGCUGAGAAGUGGGCCGCCUCAUCAUCGCGUUUGCCAAACGGUGUUCCGCACAAUUUUUACUACGGAGGAUUAUUUGAUAUUCCUUCCACUGGCUACGUGUAUGUUGAUGAUUCGGAUGAAGACUUCGGUCAACGUUCCUCCCGACUUCGUGGUAAGCGCCGUACUCAACCCCCACCCACGGACCUAGAUUCUGCGUCUUCACAGUCCCACAUUGUGAUGGAACAAUCUGAUGUCUCAGAUGAAGAUGGUUACUCUGGGGACAGGAAUAUUGGCAUAUUUGGGUCGGAAUCGGACGAUGAUGAUGAGUUGGUGAGCGGCCCCGAGUUUGUUGUUGGCACUGAUGACGAAUCUGAUCAUGGUGUUUUUGACGUCAAUGAAACAGCAUCAUCGGAACAUUCUCUUAGUCAAGAGCAACUUCACCGUGCAGAAGAUACUGCUUGGAUGGAUGGGCUUCCAGGCACCGAUCUUUUUUCAAACGUAACAUCAUCCAAAUACGUUCCACAGAGCGAACAGUCAGAUGAAGAGAAUGAGACUGUCGACCAGGAUUCAAGUGAGGAGGAAGAAGAGCUGGAUCUUCUGAUGUGGGCACGCCAAGAAGAGGACGAGCGCCUUGAAUCCGAGGAACCGGAGACCUCAUCCACCGAGUCCGAACGUGAUGCCGUCGAAGCGCGGUCUCCGAGCACUCCAAAGCGAAAGCGCCCCAUUACCGGUUCGAACACCUUGUCCGACCGGAAAACGAAGAAGCGGGCACCCGACCGGAAUCGAACCCGUUCCGAAAAGACUGAUAAGAAGCUCUCGAAGCGCAAACGAGCCCGUUCCGGCAAAUAACCCAAACAAACUCGGGCCCCAGAAUACCGCAUCUCAUCUCGAUUAUUGCCACUUCCUUUGUUUGUCCGUCUCUGAUUAAAAUACACACGUCUUAAUCGUGUUUUCAACUU
Dicrocoelium dendriticum is the source of this 1478-nucleotide messenger RNA. Lineage: Eukaryota; Metazoa; Platyhelminthes; Trematoda; Plagiorchiida; Dicrocoeliidae. The record is from the annotation of a GenBank genome assembly.